Messenger RNA from Tripterygium wilfordii, 1203 nucleotides. RefSeq names its product aquaporin PIP1-3-like. Bases 59 to 922 code for a protein of 287 amino acids. The record is from RefSeq and is a predicted model, not a curated record. NCBI's taxonomy places the organism in Eukaryota, Viridiplantae, Streptophyta, Magnoliopsida, Celastrales, Celastraceae. The transcript has 4 exons. Gene Ontology annotation, cellular component: vacuole; plasmodesma; plasma membrane. Gene Ontology annotation, molecular function: water channel activity. Gene Ontology annotation, biological process: response to water deprivation; transmembrane transport.
AAUUCACAACACACAAGCUCUUAAGACUAAGCCUAAAGAGUAAACAGUAGCCAAAAAAAUGGAAGGGAGAGAGGAAGAUGUGAAGGUGGGUGCAAAUAGGUACAGAGAGAGGCAACCAAUAGGAACAUCUGCACAAACCCAGGACAUCAAAGACUACAAGGAGCCACCACCGGCACCGCUCUUUGAGCCAGGAGAGUUAACAUCAUGGUCCUUCUACAGGGCUGGCAUAGCCGAAUUUGUGGCUACCUUUUUGUUCCUCUACAUCACCGUUUUAACUGUGAUGGGUGUGGUUAAGGCCCCAACCAAAUGCUCCACUGUGGGUAUUCAAGGCAUUGCCUGGGCUUUUGGUGGCAUGAUUUUUGCUCUUGUCUACUGCACUGCUGGGAUUUCAGGGGGUCAUAUAAAUCCGGCAGUGACAUUUGGGCUGUUCUUGGCGAGGAAGCUGUCAUUGACCAGGGCAGUGUAUUAUAUAAUAAUGCAAUGCCUUGGAGCCAUAAGUGGUGCUGCUGUCGUUAAAGGAUUCCAGAAAAACCAGUAUGAGAGGCUGGGUGGUGGUGCCAACAUGAUUAGUGCAGGAUAUAGUAAAGGGAGUGGUCUUGGAGCUGAAAUUGUUGGCACUUUUGUUCUUGUCUACACCGUCUUCUCUGCUACUGAUGCUAAAAGAAAUGCCAGAGACUCCCAUGUUCCCAUAUUGGCACCCCUUCCAAUAGGGUUUGCUGUGUUCUUGGUGCACCUGGCGACAAUUCCUGUUACAGGGACAGGGAUUAACCCAGCUAGGAGUCUUGGUGCUGCUCUCAUUUACAACAAGGACCAAGCAUGGGAUGAGCAUUGGAUAUUCUGGGUUGGACCAUUCAUUGGUGCAGCACUUGCAGCCUUGUACCAUCAGAUUGUGAUUAGGGCCAUCCCUUUCAAGUCCAAAUGAAAGAUUAUCAACACAAUGCUCUCUCUGUGGAGGUGGAUUAGAUGAUAUAAUUGGACCACUUCUCUUACUCUCUUAAAUUGUCUGUAAUUGUCAUCCGAGCUGAUAUACUCGAACUUAAUGAUAUCCAAAUUCGAGCCUCCACUCCCACCACAUGUAUAUUGAGUACCCCAACGGAAUUGGGGAGUUGUGCUCUGUGGUAUUGGUGGGUUUUAGUUUUGCCCAUCUAAGAUAUUGUGUGACAUUUCCUUAAUUAAAAAUAAAUUAUUGCUUAAGAUUGUUCA